Molecule: messenger RNA, 1912 nt
Organism: Cercospora beticola
Lineage: Eukaryota; Fungi; Ascomycota; Dothideomycetes; Mycosphaerellales; Mycosphaerellaceae
Gene: UTR4
Product: putative acireductone synthase UTR4
Molecular function (GO): acireductone synthase activity; magnesium ion binding
Source: RefSeq, a predicted model, not a curated record
CAUUGGCACAUCGCGGCACGGGCAGUCGCGCCGUCACAGGUACACGCUGCGGGAUGUGCACGUGCUGCCGGCCCAGUCCGCAUCUCAGCAGCCAGAAUAGGUCGUCAAGCGCAGCAACUCUCGACACGGCUCGUCUGCCGUGUAACAGUCGGUGUGGAAGGGGUGACAAGUCUGGAGACAUCGAAACGCAUUGUAUGCACUCUUUAAUCUGAGCAUAACACCCACAGCCAAUGUAGAGUCGGCGUGGUGAAAAUUUUCUGGGACAACAUCUACCUCGUGCAGUAGCUCGACGGAGUGUUUUCAUCCUCUCAUGCACUGCGUUCCGGUCCUGCAGCCUAUCUUUCAGUCACAUAACCAAGGCCGGACGAACAACGCCUCGUUAAUCGCGCCAACGUUAUGAUCGGGCUUCUUCAGACAUAGGAGCCUGCGGGUGAGGGAACUACACAUGGCGGUGUAAGAAAAUAACACUGCACGAAUGCUGGCCAACUCUCACCAUGGCGAACCAUCCACGACUCGACGCCGAAAACGUGUUGUUUGGCAGUUCAGCUCAACUGGUCCAGCGAAACGUCUGCACGUCCAAUGUCUCAUCAAUGCCUCACUCAGCGCUUCGCACCGACACCUUCCUCUUUUCCUGGCUGAUGAGCGUCCACGAGGAAGGCGCGGCGCCUCCGAACGAUGGAUGGAUGGUUCCUGCAUCGAUUGUGGCGCUGUGAUUGGCCACAUUCGUGUCUGAACAACCAUGUCGCUUAGAGCUUGGAAGCUUGCCGCCGCGCAACACAUCACCUGCGACACCACAAAAAUGGACGGAAUCAGCUGUGUACUUCUGGACAUUGAAGGGACUGUUUGCCCCAUCUCAUUCGUCCAUGCUACGUUGUUUCCCUACGCCCUCAAGGCGUUGCCAGCUGUCCUCAGCAGAAAAUGGGACGACGUAACGUUCGUGCCUUAUCGUGACGCGUUUCCAGAAGAGCAUCGCAAAUCGCCAGAAGCUCUUCAAGCGCACGUGGAGGAUCUCACGAAGCGCGAUGUUAAGGUUGCCUAUUUGAAAAAUCUUCAAGGCUACCUAUGGCAAGAUGGCUAUCGGACUGGUGCCUAUGCAACAACCCUCUUCGAAGAUGUGGUUCCCCAACUUCGGCAAUGGAAGGACGACGGCUUAUCUCUCGCCAUCUACUCCUCAGGCAGCGUCUUUGCCCAGAAGUUGCUGUUCGGCCACGUGCAAACAACUGAGACAACGCCCGCAACGGGAACGAAGCGUGCGAGGCCGAUAGGGGAUACCGAAGUUCAAGCGUCCGAUGCGGGUAAGCCCCCGACCAAGAAGCAGCUCGUUGAGACAAGCGGUGAUGAUGAUUCUGAUGUCACAUCCGGAGCGGGCUCUCAAUCUGUUGCAACUACUCCUGCGACCAGUGGUGAUGCUGGCAAAGCACCUGACGAUGCCGGAAAGGGCUCUGCCAAUGAUGAACAGCCACCUGGAACUGAGGACUUGACCGCUCUGUUCGACGGCUGGUUUGAUACGACCAACGCUGGCAUGAAAACUGAGUCGGCGAGUUAUGCAACCAUAGCUCGGGAACUUGAGUGGAAACCUGAGCAGAUACUGUUCCUGAGUGACAACGUCAAGGAGAUCGAUGCUGCUCGUGAGGCUAAAAUGCAAGCCGUGCUGGUGCAAAGACCGGGCAAUGCUGAGAUUGCGUUCGCAGAUCGAAGCAGACUGCAAAUUGUCGAAUCUCUGAGCGAGGUCUACAUCAACAAAGGCACAGGCACGGAGGUAGGCAAGGAGUGAUUGAAUCGUCAUAAUUCGUGCGAGAUGAACACGUUGCAGUGCAAUUCGUACGGAGUUCUCCAUCACUUCAUCUCUGCUCCAAGCACGUGAUGCUUCACACAAGCAACCACCCGAACAUCACAAACCGAGUUCGAUUAA